Molecule: messenger RNA, 1965 nt
Organism: Dendroctonus ponderosae (mountain pine beetle)
Lineage: Eukaryota; Metazoa; Arthropoda; Insecta; Coleoptera; Curculionidae
Product: ERAD-associated E3 ubiquitin-protein ligase HRD1B
Exons: 5
Coding region: 548-1759 (403 amino acids)
Biological process (GO): protein ubiquitination; ubiquitin-dependent protein catabolic process
Cellular component (GO): cytosol; ubiquitin ligase complex
Molecular function (GO): ubiquitin protein ligase activity
Source: RefSeq, a predicted model, not a curated record
AUUUAAACAGACACUUUCUACUCUAGAGUGCAUCAAAUCUUGUUUGUACGCUGCAGCAUAUUUUCGCAUUUUUAUCUCGAUUUUCCGAGGAAAACAUGUUUGCCCACACGAAAAUUAAAAAUAUUCGCGUGCUGAGUGGAAACAAACUCGUCCAAGUUCAUUGCAUUUUUGAUAACAUCCAGGCUCCAAGGUUAAUCAACAACGUUUCAUUUAAAACGACAUCCUCUGGAUGGAUCAGUGAGUCCAAGUGAGCACGAUACAGAACUGCCGACGAAGAACAGUUGAGGAUGUUUUCAUGGAAGGUCCGGAAGAAGACUGAUGUAUUUCAACCCGAGAAAUGAAUCAGAGCGAGGCGAAUUGAUCUGAGAGUGAUUGUUUCUCUAAAACAAAGUGGGGGGCUCGGCUUGAAAAUUCAUCAUCACAUGAAUGAAAAUCGCCAGUCGUCCGACUGUGCCAAUUCGUUGCGAUCCAGACUGUCGACAAGUUUAUCUGGAUUUUUCGUUUAGUGACCCAUCCAGAGUGCGUUUGGAAGACGGUUGCGGUGGCCAUGGGCAUGAUCACUCGAGUUCGCGGCCGUUUAAGGAGCCUCCACACCCUGCCGAAGUUGGAUGAAAAAGUGCGCGAUGAGAAAAUUGCCGAAACAGUUUGUCUACUGUCCGUGCUGUUUUUGCUACCCUACUGCUCCAGAGGCCACGCCCCUCUGCUGGUAAGCUUGGGCAGCUGGUUCCUGACCACCUACUCGUUUUUGGUACUGCCGAUCUUGAUUUCGGCCAAUUACAAGUACCCGGUCAGAUGGCUGAGGCACAUUAUUCGAAAAUUGCCCGGAAUGGCAAAGAAAUACUCGCGCCCCACGUGGAACCUGAUCCGCAAAGUCUACGCACCCAUUGACCGAUGCGAGAAGAGCUUCAUGAAGAUGAAGAACAUUUCCAAUUUAGCCACGCAGUUGGUGUUCUUCAUGCUGUGCGAUCGCGUUCUGUUGUGCAGCUUCGGCGGCCAUCACUGUCCACAGAAGAAGGUCACCGGGCUCUACUCCUUGAUGUUCUACAACGUCAUCGCCUAUUGCGUCAGCUACAUCAAGGAGCUGAUCGAGAAGGAAGAUUGGUCGAUCACGGUCAACAUGACUCAACAUAGCAAUAUCAAACACUUGGCCAUGUCAGCUACGAAGAUCGUCCUGGAGUGGACCAAAGCCGUCACGUUCAUCAUCACCGUCACGUUCAUGCUCUUGGUGUUCGGUCUGGAGCAAGGGCUGGAACACUAUCGUCCCACUGCCCUCUACACCUUCGUCACCUGGACGUACUACAUGUGCACUGAGAAGGUGUUUGUGGAUCUGUUCCUGCCCACUCUACUGCUACUGAAGAUCAAGUCCCUGGAAGCGCUGGAACAGUUCUACGCGCCAGUUUUUCUCCGCUUCUACACAAUUGGUUGGGCGGUGUUGAUGGCGAUCUGCUUGAUGCUCUUGGGCCAGUUCCACUUCGCCUUCUUCGCCUUCUACAUCACCGUCUACCUCAAAGUCAAAGACACCAUCUUCAACUGUUUGAGGACGCUGAAACGUGAGCAGGCGAUGUUGGGCCAGUUUCGUUGUGCCACUUUUGAGGAAAUCGAAAAUUGCGACGAUGUUUGUGCCGUCUGCUUGUGCCCGAUGGAACGCGCCCGAGUGACUCCCUGUCAGCACAUGUUCCAUGCCAGCUGUCUUCGGGAGUGUUUGAACAAUUCCAAUAACUGUCCCAUCUGCAAGAGGGAGUACGUGUUUGUGCACUAGUUUUGGGGCGUUUCGUCCGCAACGGUCAAAUCGAGCGAAUUCGAUCUUAUUAGACUAUAAAAACGACGCUGAGGUGAGCAAGCAAACCCAAUGUGCAACAAACAAGCACACUAGUUAGAAAGUCUGGAAAAUUUAAAUUAGGGUCUGGUGAAUUAGCGCCAUAUUCGAGUGUCUCAGUUUCAAUCUGCGCAAUUGUACGUACUUUC